UUUUAUAACAACAAGUUUCUUCAAGUAGCUACUCUGAUUGUCCUUGACCCUUUAGGACCAUUCCUUUCUACUACCCAUAUUACCAAUAACUCAGCCACAACGAAACGUCGUGUUCUUCCACCUUAGGCUGCUCCAUCAAUCCUCCUAGUUUUGUCUUUUACAUAUAAACCUCCUACUCCAUUCUAGUUUCAUAUCUCUUGCAUGAUUUCAUGUUGGAAUCCCAUUAUCCCACCAACUACCUGCUUGCAUUAAAUAUUCAUCCUGUAACUGAGCCGAGAAAAGUGUUGUUGAGUUUUUACAUUUCAGAGUUCUCAAACAAUGGUGCAAUCAAACCAAAAGCCCCAUCUUGUAUUACUAUCCGCCCCUGCUCAUCUCCAACCUGUUAUUGAGCUUGGGAAACGCCUUGUCACUUGCCAGGAUGUUAAGGCAACAAUUAUAGUUGCUUCUUUUGUCCAAUCAGCUCCAGCGGAAUCGCGUAUGGUCCAAGCUGCGUUGGCUACAAAACUCUUCGAUGUCAUCCACCUCCCACCAGCUGACAUCUCCAACCUCGUUGAACCUGGUGAUAAGGGAAUCACAUCACUUUCUGCGGCCAUGCAUGUCGUCAAGCCUGAUUUUCAGGCCGCUAUAUUGGGUUUGGAGACUCUGCCAACUGCUCUCGUCGUUCACGUCUUUGCGAUCGAGUGUUUAGGAAUUGCGGAUGAGCUUAAGAUCCCAAAAUAUGUGUUUGUUUCCACAAAUGCAUGGUUUCUUGCUACGAUUGUAUACACUCCGGUUCUAGACAAGGAAGUGGAAGGAGAGUAUGCCGCUAAGAAAGAACCAUUUGCUCUUCCAGGUUGCUCGUCGAUUCGAGCAGAAGAUUUGCCAGAUCCCAUGUUGUUACGAACGAAAGCGAAUUACCGUGAAUACCUCAAAAUAGGUAUGGAGAUUCCAAAGGCCGAUGGGAUUUUGGUGAACUCAUGGGAAGAAUUGCAGCCUAAAACACUAGCCUCUUUGAGAGAUGGUAACCUCUUGGCUGGUGUUGUUAAGGCACCAAUAUUCCCAGUCGGCCCGAUAAACUCAGAGGGGUCUUCGGCACUGAAGAACGAGUUAUUUGACUGGCUGGACAAGCAACCUUUUGACUCAGUUCUUUACAUAUCUUUUGGAAGUAUGGGAGGGCUCUCACUUGAGCAAAUGUUAGAAUUAGCUUGGGGUUUAGAGUUGAGCCAGCAAAGGUUUAUAUGGGUAGUUCGUCCGCCUAUAGAAAAAUCAGGCAGCGGCUCCGGUCCCAAGUUUGGGAACAUUGGUGACGAUGUGUCGAGUUACUUGCCUGAAGGGUUCAUCUCAAGGACCCGAGACAGGGGAGUGAUUGUUCCACAAUGGGCCCCACAGGUGGAAAUCCUGAGUCAUCCAUCAUGCGGAGGAUUUUUCACGCAUUGUGGUUGGAGUUCAGCAAUAGAAUGCAUCACCAAUGGAUUGCCAAUGAUCGCUUGGCCACUAUACGCUGAGCAAAGGAUGAAUGCUACAUUGCUGACGGAGGAAAUGGGCAUAGCUGUUCGAUCUGAAACCUUACCAUCAAAGGGUAUUGUGGGGAGGGAAGAGAUAGAGAAGAUGGUGAGGAAGAUUUUUGUGGAUGAGGGUGGACGUCAAAUGAGGGCCAGAAUGAAGGAACUGAAACUUAGUGCUGAGAAAGCUUGGAGCAAUGGUGGUUCAUCAUAUGAUGCACUAGCUAAAAUGGUGAAACACAGCCAGAAAAAAGCUAUAGCAAUCGAUGUUUAACGGCAAUGUCUUUCACGGUUCAUGUGUUUGUGUAUGUGUCUCCAAAAUAAAAUUGGUGGCAAUUAAAUAAAAUUUGUGGCAAUUAUCAUGCCCAAGAAAUAUCAAGGCUUUUUUUUUUCCUAA
Gossypium raimondii (Peruvian cotton) is the source of this 1878-nucleotide messenger RNA. RefSeq names its product anthocyanidin 3-O-glucosyltransferase 5. Bases 319 to 1755 code for a protein of 478 amino acids. Gene Ontology annotation, molecular function: UDP-glycosyltransferase activity. The record is from RefSeq and is a predicted model, not a curated record. Lineage: Eukaryota; Viridiplantae; Streptophyta; Magnoliopsida; Malvales; Malvaceae. The transcript has a single exon.